AUGAAAGCCUUUGGAAUCUUCGCACUUUUGCUCAAUGGGGCAUCCGCCCACUAUGCCUUCUCUCGCCUGAUUGUCAGUGGCGUCGAAAGCGGCGACUGGGAGUACGUCCGUGAUGUAGCCAACGGCGACAAGCAGCUCAACGCCAACCCAGAGUACGGCAAAGUGGUCCCGCAGAUGGGCACCCCCGAUCUAACGUCGACCAAUAUCACCUGUGGUCGAAACGCCUUUGCCUCGGCCGGACGCACCAAGACGGCUACGAUUCAGGCCGGGUCUCAAGCGUCCUUUGGUAUUCACAUUGAUGGGGGUAACCAUUACCUGGCGCAGGGCGCGGAGAUCAACCAUCGCGGUCCGGCCAUGAUCUGGCUUUCACGGGCGCCCAACGAUGUUCUCGAGGCCUACUCUGGCAAUGGCGACUGGUUCAAGAUUGGCUACGUCGGCCCUAAGAAUGAUUCCCACUGGGAGACUUUUCAGCAGCAAGAGGUUCAAUUCAAGAUCCCGAAGACCACACCGCCCGGAAAGUACCUUCUGCGCAUAGAGCACUUCUGGAUACUGCCUUGGGCUCACAUGAGCCAGUGGUACGUCAACUGCGCCCAUGUGGAGAUAGUAGGCCAAGGUGGUGGCGUGCCCGAGGGGUUUGCCAGGUUUCCUGGUACCUACAACCUCAAGACUCCAGGUCUCAUGGUCACUGAGAACCAACAUAUGUUCCCUCCUGCUGGACCUAAGGACCUCCUCCAGUAUACGCCUCCUCUUCCGGUGGUCUGGGAAGGUUGAACUUUUUAGAAAUUCUGUUUUCUGAUCCUCCAUGGAUCAAGUGGCAACGAGGGCUUCGGUUACUGGGCUCCAUGGAAGACAAUAUUCAUGUAAAGUGUCACGGCAGUUGGCACCGCAACAAGUCAACAUCAGCCUAGUUCAAAGUGAACGAUGCCGAAAGGUGUCACUCAGACGU
Verticillium dahliae VdLs.17 is the source of this 946-nucleotide messenger RNA. RefSeq names its product fungal cellulose binding domain-containing protein. The transcript has 4 exons. The record is from RefSeq and is a predicted model, not a curated record. NCBI's taxonomy places the organism in Eukaryota, Fungi, Ascomycota, Sordariomycetes, Glomerellales, Plectosphaerellaceae. The coding region runs from base 1 to 771 and encodes 256 amino acids.